GAUUUUGAUUUUUUUCAAGCACUAAUAUUAACAUAAAAAACAAGUAGCAAAAUAUUUUUGAAAAAUACACCCGCGCGGGUGCGCGGAUUAAAAUCUAGUUUUUAUUAAUGCCAAUGCUCAAUAGUCGUGGAAAAAGCGAACCCUAGAAAUAAACAUUAAAAAGGGUUUUUUUCUCUUCCAAGAUCUAUUAACACCAAUGUUGAAAACUUUUUUUUUAAGUUCCUCUGUUUUCAGUUUUUUUUUUGUGUCGAAGAUUUUGAUGAAUGAGUUCAGUAAAGAUAGGGACUCUGAGAACAGCCACCGAAGCAAGAAGAAGUCAAUUCUUCCCAAGGUUUUUGGAUCAAGACGGUCUGGUAAAGAAGAAGAAGAUGCAUCAAAUAAUAUGAACAACAGAGGAAAACAUGAUGAUCAAGGCAACAACAAUGAAUAUUUCAAUGAUUUGAAGCGACGAAUGGCUCCUCGAAAAAACCCAAAACUUGACAACUCUUCUUCGAUGAUCUGGAAGACUGCUUCUGAGAGAAUGGAAGGCUUGAACCUAUCGGGUUCUAUAGCACCAACAACAGAGAUUCGUGAACUCAGGGUGUUUGUAGCUACGUGGAAUGUAGGAGGAAGAACACCAAACAACGAUCUUAACCUCGAAGAUUUCUUACUCGUUGAAGGCACAGCAGAUAUAUAUAUCUGUGGGUUUCAAGAGAUUGUUCCUCUAAGUGCAGGAAAUGUAUUAGUAGUCGAAGACAAUGAGCCAGCAGCUAAAUGGUUAGCUCUAAUAAGCCAAUCUUUAAACAAACCGAAACAAGACUCUGCUUCAAGAACAACAACUUCUAGUAGUAAUUGUCGUGGUGAAGAGUCAAGAACACCAAGUAGUCUAAGUUUCUUUCAAAGACCUAAUCUUAAAGUCUUGAGCAGAAACUAUCGAGUCGAUUCAAGUCUUUUGAAGACUUGUAAUUGUCAGGUUAUUGGUACUUCGGUUGGUUGGGAAGCUAGGCUGUCUAAAAAGUAUAGUGAUCAUGUUGUAGAUAACAAUAACUAUGUGGAGCCUGAGAAUUUUAGGGUUCAUGAGAAUUUAUUGUUUGAUGAUGUUCCUGCCACUACCAAGAUGCCGGGACAAAUGAGUUAUCGACUGAUUGCUAGUAAACAAAUGGUUGGUUUGUUUUUGUCUGUUUGGGCUAGAAAAGAGUUGAUUCCACAUAUAUCUCAUCUUAGGCUUGAUUCUGUUGGAAGAGGAAUCAUGGGUCGCUUGGGUAACAAGGGAUGUAUUGCUAUAAGCAUGUCAUUGCACCAAACAAGCUUUUGCUUUGUGUGUAGCCAUUUGGCCUCUGGUGAGAAAGAAGGGGAUGAGAUGAGAAGAAACGCAGACGUAGCUGAGAUUCUGAAGCAUACUCAGUUCCCCAAAAUCACCAAGAACCCUAGUUGUCGCGCACCCGAAAGAAUAGUUGAUCACGACCGAGUGGUUUGGCUUGGAGAUUUGAAUUACAGAGUUGCUUUAACCUAUGAAGAGACAAAAGUAUUACUAGAAGAAAAUGAUUGGCAUACUCUUCUUGAAAAAGACCAGCUCAACAUGGAAAGAGCAGCAGGAAGAGUCUUCUCUGGAUUUCAAGAAGGUCAAAUAUUCUUUGCUCCAACGUAUAAAUACUCUCAAAACUCAGAUGCUUACGCCGGAGAGACCACUAAGUCAAAGAGGAAACGCCGUACUCCUGCUUGGUGUGAUCGGAUUCUCUGGAGAGGAGAAAGAAUAGAACAACUUUCUUAUAUUCGAGGAGAAUCAAGGUUUUCAGAUCACAGACCCGUUUGUGCAAUCUUUGCAGUAGAAGUUGAUGUAAAGAGUAUGAACAAAGGUAGAUUAAGGAAAGGUUAUUCUAGUGCGGCUGCAAGAUUGAUUGAAGAUUGCAUUCCACAAAGGCAUAGUUUUUACGACUAAGAUUGUUACAAUUCUUUUUGAAAGAGGUAUUGUUUCUAGAUUGUAUAUAGAUUUGGAUUAACAAAAAAAAAAACAAACAACGAUGUAUUCUUGAGACAUAAGUAUAUCUGUCUUCACAACUCAUGUCCCAUAUAAGUGUUACAACAACACUUAGGUAUUGUUUGUAAAUUACUGGUUUAAACUGUGGAAGGCUAUGUAACCAUCUUCUCUAUAUUUGAAGCAAGGCAUGUAUGUAUUAUAACUUAUAUCAUCAUUCAUCUGAAUAUUGCAUCUAUGCUAUGAAUUUUUUUUCCAAAUCUUCACAUUUUAACCCCCCCCCAAAAAAAAAACUUGCUCCUCCUAGCAAUUUGUGUCUGUUCUUUAUGAUUUGUUACCAUAUUUGUCUCUGUGGUGUAUGUCUCAUCUCUCUUGAGCAUGUUUCCAUAUGGUUUCUCAUCUUUUUUUUACUUCAAAUGCCCCUUGAUAAACCUUAAUAAUUAGGUGACUGAAAGUGUCAACUAUUGUUGGAAUUCUAAGUAAAGAUAAGAGGUAGCAUGCCAUCGGUGCGAGUCCACUAGUGCUAAUAAUUUAUAGAGGUCCAUUCAAUCAUGAUCGAAUCAUGAUAAAUAUUGAUUAGCUACCUAAUCAUGUCUAUUAAUAGAUUAGCAAUGAAUUCAUUAAGAGUAGUGGAUAUUCUGCUCUGACAUGCAAAGUCAACUAUUUAAAGAAAUGAAAAAGAUGGCAUGUAGUCAACUAAUUAGCGAUUUCAUCUAGUUCUUUUGAUUUUAUGAUUUUUUUCAUUUUGCCCGUAGAACUCAGAUAUGCGUAUUCGUUAAACCUAAGUGAUGAUACUUUUAAGCAAACAAACAAAAACCUAUGUGAUGAUACAACAUCGACAUAGGUAUAACCCAAUCACAUAUAAUCUAUGUACAUCUCUAAAUUUUCCCAUGGCUUAAUCAAAAUGAUCGAGUUAUGCACUAUCUAUAGUAUAAUGGUUGUUCAUAAGAAAACAAGAAAAAUGCUAGUAACAUUUCACUUUCUGUGGUGGUUGUUGGCUACUAAGAAAAAUUGAUUGCUUUGAUCAUAGUAUUAAAAUUAUCUUCUGAAAGCGUGAAAAUAAAAGUAAAGAAGAUUCACAAGAAGCAACCUAAGAGCAUGAGCAUUGGUGAACCCCUCUUUGGGGUUCACCAACAUUUUUUAUUAUUUUUUCGUGGGCCCAUGAACAGUUAUGAACUUGGAUAUGCUGUUUUCUGCAUUAGUGAACCCGAUGAAGGAAUUCAUAGGAAUAAAAUAAUAAUAUUAAUUUUUUUUAAAAAAAUUUAAAAUAUUCAGAAAAGAUGAAUAAAAUAUUAAAACAUAUUAUUAAAAUUAUGAAAACAUUUUAUUCAAUACAUUAAAAGUACAUUACAUAAAAGAGAAAUUUUUCUAACAUACAUAACUUAUUUAUUCAUCUUCAUCACCGAACUUUUGCCAUAUAUUUUCCAUCAAAUCAGCUUUCAAACGAGCAUGCUUCUCUGGAUCUCGAACUUCUCUGCGCAUGCCUAACAUAUCACCGACAUGAAUGCUUUCUCUCCUUGUCACCCUCGAAGUUCUGCUUGAUUCUCCGGACUCGAACUCAGAAGUAUCAAUUUGAGCGUAUCCGUGUCGUUCGUUCUCUACUAUCAUAUUGUGCAAUAUGACACAAGUUCUCAUGAUCUUUCCUAUCUUCUCCUUGUCCCAUUGGAGAGCUGGGUUUUUAACAAUUGCAAACCUCGAUUGCAAUACUCCAAAAGCCCGUUCGACAUCUUUUCUGGCGGAUUCUUGCUUUUCUGCAAAUUUCUCGGCUUUAGGACCUUGAGGAAGUGGGAUGGAUUGGAUAAAUGUUGACCAGUUUGGAUAAAUUCCGUCAGUAAGAUAGUAGGCCAUACGAUAAGUGUGGUUGUUGACCUUGAACUUAACUUUUGGUGCUCGACCAUGUAAGAUGUCAUCAAAAACAGGGGACCGAUCAAGAACAUUGAUAUCGUUGAGGGUACCUGGUAAGCCGAAAAAUGCGUGCCAUAUCCAAAGAUCUUGUGAUGCCACGGCUUCUAAGACAAUUGUCGGCUUUCCUGAACCACGUGUGAACUGACCUUUCCAAGCCGUUGGGCAGUUUUUCCACUCCCAAUGCAUGCAGUCGAUGCUGCCUAUCAUCCCCGGAAACCCCCGUACCUCUCCAACAUCGAGUAAGCGUUGAAGAUCCUCGGCUGUAGGUUUUCGUAGAUACUCAUUUCCAAACAAUUCUAUUAUUGCAUCCGUGAAAUUUGCCAAACACAAACGUGAUGUACUGUCACCGAGUCGGAGAUAUUCGUCAUAUGUAUCUCCCGAUUGACCAUAUGCCAGCAUACGUAUAGCUGCCGUACACUUUUGAAGUGCAGAUAGCCCGUUCCUCCCGUGAGCAUUUCGUCUUUGCUGAAAGUAUGGAACUUCAUUACUUAUACGUUCGACAAUGCGAAGGAACAAUGGCUUGUUCAUUCGAAAACGCCUCCUAAACAUUUCCGGUGGGUAUGUAGGAUUUUCUUUGAAAUAAUCGUUCCAUAGUUGAUUGUGUCCUUGUUCCCGAUCUCUGUCGAUAUAAGCACGUCUUUUUGGCUUCUUACCUUGGACCUCAACUAUUGAGUCGAUGUAAUUAUCAACUACUUCGUCGACCAUUUCUUCUAUAGCUUCAUCAACUUCAUCACUUGAUGAGGAUGACAUUGUUGAUGUUUUCUUCCUAACAUGACAAAAGGGGAUUUGUAAUUUAAUAUUUUAUUUUAAGAAUCCUAUUUUAUUUUAACUAAAAAUCUUUCUAAUUAUCAUAAACCAUUUUUUUUAAGAAUCCAAUUUUUAACUUCAAUCCUAUUUUAUUUUAACUAAAAUUCUUUCUAAUUUUCAUAAACCAUUUUUUUUUUAAGAAUCCUAUUUUUGUACUUCAAUCAUAUUAUAUUUUAACUAAAAAUCUUUAUAAUUUUCUACAACCAUAUUUUUUUAAGCAUCCAAUUUUUAACUUCAAUCAUAUUAUAUUUUAACUAAAAUUCUUUCUAAUUUUCAUAAACCAUUUUUUUAAAGAAUCCAAUUUUUUCUUCAUCCAUAUUUUAUUCUACAACCAUAUUUUCUUACCAAUCUUGAAGGUAGUUGCUCUUGUUUGUUGUUGAAGGUAGUUGCUCUUGUAUGUGUGUUUGUUGGUCACGGACUUCACUCCUUGGUUAGCCAUGCGAACUGGUGAUUGCUUCCAUUGCCACAAGCCAGGUCAUUGGCCUUUACGUUGUAGUUUGUUGUAGGUUUUUGUUGUUUGAAUUUAGUUGUUGUAGUUUGUUGUAUGUUGUACAUCCGUGAGCAAGAGAAGAAAUAGAAGAUCACUUUGAAAUAAACAAGACAAACAAGAGCAACACACAGAAGAGAAACAAUAGCAAGAGAAGAAAUAGAAGAUCACUUUGAUUAAAAAGCAGAGAGUAGAGACAUCAUUUAAAUAGAGAGACAUAGAGUUACAACAUAGUACAUCCGUGAAUCAAGUUCAGUACAUCCGUGAACCAAGUUCAGAGUUACAACAAUAGCAAAAUACAUAGACAUAGUACAUGAUUGACCUGCAGUGUAGAAAGAAACAUAACCCGUGACCUGCAACAACCUAAACUUCCAACCCGUGACCUGCAACACUGUCACCUCCAACCCGUGACCUGCAGAAGAAAAGCUAACAUAAUCAGUAAAGCAAAGCAAGGAAAUACACAUCAACUACUCAAGCAAAGCAAGAAAAUACACACAAUAGACAUCAAAGCAUUUCAGAGAUGAGUUUAUUCUUGAGAGCCACUUCAUUAUCAGAAAGUGUGUCUAUGUUUUUGGCUAGCAAACGAUCAAGGAUCUUUUGUCUGGAAAUGGUAUUUUUCUCAGCUAGGAUGGUAUGUAUAUGAUCAUAAGCUGCUUCAUUUGGCUUCUUGCGUUUAGCAGCUUUGCUAGCCUUAACACCAGGAGGCCUAACCUCUUCCUCCUCACGCACCGCCUCCGCACCACCUUCCUUCCUUUUCUCCUUCGGCUGAGAGUGUGACCUCCACUUCUGAUCAAACCGGAGUUCCCUCCAGCAAUGUUCAAGCGCAAACUUGAGAUGGUAGUCAUUGAAAUAGAUGUCAUGCGCAGUCUUCAUGACAUCAUUUUCACUUUGCCCACUCGAUUGCUCCUUCAGAGCCGUUUCAUGGGAACCCACAAACCUGCAGACCUCUGCAUUCACCCUUCCCCACCUCUGCUUACAUUGACCCCACUCUCGAGGAAGGGAGCCAAUGAGCUGAGGACUAGAAUUGAAAUACGCCUCAAUUCUCUUCCAAAAAGUCCCUAACUUCUGUUCAUUACUAACUAUCGGAUCUUUGCUGGUGUUUAACCAAGCACUGAUCAGUACAAGGUCUUCUUUGGUUGUCCACUUUCUCCUUUCCGGUGGUUUAACUAACCCGGGUGAGUUAACUGCAGCCUCAGCAGAGUCAACGUCUAUUGGACUACUGCUCUGCGAAGCUAAUAGGUUAACAAACCCGGGACCGUGAAGGGAAAAAGGUUCCAUGUUUGAGGGUUUUGUGUUCUGGUUUUGGUUUGAGGGUUACCGGUUUUUGUUUUGGUUUUGUGUUAAGAUGUAUCUGUAAAUUUUUAGGCUGGAGUUACUAUGUUUUUAAACAAGUUUUUACGUGUGGAAAGAGAUAAAAUUUAACUAACAAUACCAACCAAAAUUCAUUACAGAACUACUACAUAGUAAUGAGCAGUCAAUAGACAUCAAAUCAGGCGAAAAUACAGGGUAUUUUCCGUUUCAAAAGAGAGAAAAUUAAACUAUCUCUACCAACCUAAGUACAAUUCAACAUUAAUCACAGCAACCAACCAACCAACAAUUAAUAUCUACUUGUACUUCUAGUUCUCGUACUAGUUUAGUUUAUGUCUACUUCUAGUUCUACAAAUAGUUAUACUUUUGUUCUACUUCUACUCCUACGUCUACUUCAAUCCACAGAUAACAAUUACCCUAGAUAUAGUUUAGCUGACUCUAACCUUUCAUUGUCAAUCGAAGCAGACCUUCUCGAGGGAAUGGACCUGCACAGUGAGGUCAUAGACAGCCUCAUUGAGUGAAUUAACCUGUUCCUGGACAUGGCAAAAGUGUAGGAGAUUUGUGUUAGUAACUGUAAUACAAAUACAAGGAAAAAAAUUAAAAGCGAUGAAAGAGCUCAAAAUGUUUUACUAACCUCAAGUCUCUCAAACCGUUUACUAAGAGUGGACACCCCCAGCAUCACCUCCUCAGCCUCUUCCACCCGUUUAGUUAGCCUCUCGAGCUCCUCCUGCACACCUAUCACCCAAGGCUGACGAUAAUGGAGCCCAUCAGCCUUGGUUUUAACAUCAAGAAUCAUCAGAUAUACAACUUACAAUAUAGAACAUAAAGAUUGAUGAGAUUAUGAUAAACAGAGGAGACUUUACCUCGUAGUUUCUGCAGGUGAAGAACCGCUUCCCAGGAAGAGUGUCGUAGUCCUCCUCCCCGCGCACCUCGUUUAUGAGUCUCCCACCACACGGACACCUUUUAGGAAUACCGUACUCAGAAUCCGCCACGAAACUUAACAUGUUGAUGUGUUCAUGUUGCUUCUUUGAAUGUCUUCUAUCUUCUUCCGGAUCCAUCUGUCAAAUAAAUCAAGAUUUUGUUAAAUAAUUACUCGUAAACCACUAUCACGAUCUGCAACCAUAAACCUAUCACUCCAUUUAACCCAUAAAACGAAACCAAUCACUCAAUUUAUAAACCCAUCACUCACCCA
Messenger RNA from Brassica rapa (field mustard), 7653 nucleotides. Its product is annotated as type I inositol polyphosphate 5-phosphatase 5-like. Gene Ontology annotation, biological process: phosphatidylinositol dephosphorylation. Gene Ontology annotation, molecular function: phosphatidylinositol-4,5-bisphosphate 5-phosphatase activity; phosphatidylinositol-3,4,5-trisphosphate 5-phosphatase activity; inositol-polyphosphate 5-phosphatase activity. The record is from RefSeq and is a predicted model, not a curated record. Lineage: Eukaryota; Viridiplantae; Streptophyta; Magnoliopsida; Brassicales; Brassicaceae.